Gasterosteus aculeatus aculeatus (three-spined stickleback) is the source of this 550-nucleotide messenger RNA. The record is from RefSeq and is a predicted model, not a curated record. Lineage: Eukaryota; Metazoa; Chordata; Actinopteri; Perciformes; Gasterosteidae.
CCUCGGCUAAAGAUGCCACCAUCCUGCCGGCCUCACGUCCACCGUGGACCUGGUGAACAGGGAGCCGGACGGGGACGACCCCUGGGACCUGCCCGAGCUCAAAGACGCCGGGGUCAAGUGGUCGGACCUGGACACUAAAGGGAAGAUCAUGCGGGUGCUCAGCGGCAUCCUGAAGGCCGUGAUGCUGAUCGGACUUCUCUACCUGUUCAUCUGCUCGCUGGAUGUCCUCAGCUCCGCCUUCCAGCUGGUCGGAGGAAAAGCUGCUGGUGACAUCUUCCAGGACAAUGUGAUAUUGUCCAACCCUGUGGCCGGGCUGGUGAUCGGGGUGUUAGUCACAGUGCUGGUGCAGAGCUCCAGCACCUCCUCCUCCAUUGUGGUCAGCAUGGUGUCCUCUGGGUUGCUCGAUGUCCAGUCGGCGGUUCCGAUCAUCAUGGGCGCCAACAUCGGCACAUCGGUCACCAACACCAUCGUGGCGAUGAUGCAGGCGGGAGACCGUAACGAGUUCCGCAGGUAAAUCAGGGCCCACGUGAACGAUUACGUUACAAAGACG